Cuscuta campestris is the source of this 938-nucleotide messenger RNA. The record is from the annotation of a GenBank genome assembly. NCBI's taxonomy places the organism in Eukaryota, Viridiplantae, Streptophyta, Magnoliopsida, Solanales, Convolvulaceae.
GUGUUAAGGGAGUAAUCCGGCAGAUGAGAGACAGUGGAGAGCUGGCCAAGGAUUACUUGCAGAAAGCCCAGGAGAAGAGUCAUCAAUGGGUUAGGCCAGCUGUCCCGGGAGAUGACCGGGACAACGACCGGCGGAGGAAUAACCGGCCAAGGGAGCGGCAACCUGCUCCUGAAAAAGAACACAUCGGCAUGAUCUUCGGCGGACUUGAGGGUCGAGAUUCAGCCGCGCAACGGAAGAACUGGGUCCGGAGCAUUUACGUUGGCGAGGUAAGCGCUGAACCGACCAGGCGUAAACAUACUAGGAGGGAGCCGAUCGUCUUUACUGACCGGGAUCUCCCUCCUACCAGUGAAGAUCACAAUGAUCCAUUGGUCAUCACCAUGGACAUUAAUGGGGUGGAUGUCGCCCGGGUACUUGUUGACACCGGCAGCAGUGUCAACAUCUUAUACCUGGAGACUUUCCAAAAACUCAGGUUGUGUCGGACACAACUUGAACCCCUGAAGACUCCUCUCUCAGGCUUCACGGGGGACACCGUUGAAGCUGAAGGAUCCAUAGUUCUACCGGUCGAACUAGGAUUAGGUGAGAAGACCGUGUGGAAGAAGAUGCGGUUCAUCGUUGUAGACAUUAAAUGCGUCCACAACGCGAUCCUUGGAAGACCGGGCAUCAAUAAGGUCGGGGCGGUGAUUUCCAUGCCUCACCUGUGCAUGAAGUUCCACACUCCAGGUGGUGUGGGUGAAGUGAAAGGUGUUGGGAAAAAUAUCAUAGAUUUUGAAGAUGAUGUAUUUAGAAUGUAAUAGGGACUUUAGGUAUCCCCAGAUAUUCAAUGUAAUUUUUCCUUUUAGAAAUAUUGUUAAAACCAAGUUCUUGAGAUUUCCAAUAAAAUUGUGAUAUUUCUUUAAACGGUUUGAUGCCUGAAGACUUAAUCAAAUUCAGAAAUUUGG